Molecule: messenger RNA, 1149 nt
Organism: Talaromyces rugulosus
Lineage: Eukaryota; Fungi; Ascomycota; Eurotiomycetes; Eurotiales; Trichocomaceae
Exons: 2
Coding region: 1-1149 (382 amino acids)
Source: RefSeq, a predicted model, not a curated record
AUGGGGUUGGCUUCUUAUCUACCAGUGGUGUUUUUCCUCUUAUCCGGCUUUGCCGGCUUCGCCAUCUUCGUCUUCUCGGAGAACAAUGGCCUCUUAAGGCUCGUCGAGCACUUUGUCGAAAACAAAGUGCUUCCAGGGUCUGGGGAGCCCUUGAGGACUGUGUAUACCGGGUUUGAGCCAGUCGACCGUCUUUUGGCGUUUUUGACUGUCUUCUUUAUUCCUGUUGUCGAUGGAAGCAAUCCAUCUCUUUUCCUCCACUCAAUCACUUUUACCGGCGCUUUUGGUUCAGCGUGGGUUUUAGUUGUUUUGGAAGCAUGGCGCAAAGGAAACUCGAGUAACCUGUUUUCCCUCCCCUCGAUCUUCGGAAUCGCAGCUCAAGUGGCUACAUUUGCUAUGUCAACCCCGCUCUAUCUUGGCCUACAGCUUCUAACCUCUAACACAUCCUUUCAACCAACCGCAAAGAACAUUGCGAUUCCACGUGCAGUCGUAAAUGCGAUUCCUGUGAUUUUCAUCCUGGCUUUUCAAGUCCCUAGCUUUGCUAUGUUGAUUCCUGCCCCUGAAGUUAUCACAUUUGACCAGAAACAAGUUCUGGUUGCAUUGUGGCAGCCGUGGCCAGUCUACGUAUCCACCUUGCUCACUAUCGUUUCUCUCCUAUUCUCCGGCUCUACCAGCGACAACUCCCCAUUUAAAUUGAGAAAGUCACUUAGAGCAGCAUACACUUUUGCCUUGACCAAUUCUGCCCUCAAUCACGUUAUUUCAUGGACUAUUUCCCUUGUGACUAUCGCCAAGCCCGAGUUCUUCAACGAGAGCUACCUGCACUCAUUGCACCCGGCCCAAGUCUUUACGCCCUACAACCCCUUUACGAACGGCGAACUCAAAGUCAAGGACAUUGGCGACGGCGUUCACAUCUUCCUCCAGUGGGACUUCCUUGUCGGCACCUCUGCCGUACUCCUUUGGGCAGUCACUGUAAACGCUCUUGCUCGCAGCAAAAUCCAAGGCAAGGUUGGCUGGUUUGGCCUCCUUUUCAAAACCGCCACUUCUGCACUUUUCACUGGUCCCGUGGGUGCCGCUGUGCAGUUGGUGUGGGAGAGAGAUGAACUGGUUUUGGACGACGAAAUCGUCAAGAGCGCUGCCAAAAAGGCCUUGUGA